CCAAAUAGUUAUAAGAUACUGAUCUGGUUUUGUUAAAUAAUAUGGCUCCUACACUUCCUUCCAAACCUGGUGGUUCUUCCAAUCAGCACCAGAGAAACAAUUACAAUUAUAACAAUAAUUACAACAAUAGUAAUAGAAAUUAUCCAGCGAACAAUUAUAAAAACUAUCCAUAUAAAGGGUAUAAUAGCCAAAAUAAGGAUUCAGGUCAACAUAAACCAGUACCCAGGGGCCCCAGUAGUAACAAUAAUACUACUUUUAGUUCCAACAUUAACAAUAACAACAAUAAUAACGGUGGUAAUAAUUCUACCAAUUCUAAUAAUGCAAACAAUGCAAGUAUUAGUGCUGAUAAUGAUGCAGUUAGCAGUUCUAGUAUGGUGAUUGAUUCAAAGCCCUCAACUGCUAAUGCAACAAUGAACGAUAGUGAUUUAAUGUCAGAUAAAAAUAGAUCUAGUAAUAAAGAUGAUAGCGAGAAUAAAAACAAUGAACUUGAAUAUUUUAAUAAGCUUCAAAAGGAAAUUAAAUCAUUGAAUGAAGAUGAAUUAUUGGACUCUCAAUUAGCACGAUUGGAUGAUUCAUUUAAUACGUCAAUAGGGUUAUUAGAUUUUGUGCUUGAAGAUAUUCAAAAUGAGAUAAAAGCUAAAAAUGAGGAUAAAACGGAUAGCACAAAAGAUAAUAAUAACAGUUCAAGUGAAAAUAAAAAAGUUGAAUUUAAAAAAAAAUUAAUAUCAAAAAAUAGAGAAAUUUUUUUAAAAUCGUUUUUAUUGAACAAUUCAUUGAAUAACAACCCUAAUAACUCAUUGCAAAAUAAAAUUAAUAAAAUUAACGAUAUUGAUAUUCCAAAAUUAAAUAAACUAGUUUUAACGUCAAAAAAGAAUAAUGAACUUGAGAUUUUAAAUUAUGAUAAUUAUUUAUUUGAAAAAAAUUCAAUUGAACCUUUACAGAAAAAGAAAAACUCGUUACUUUUAUCUUUAAACUCCAAUAAACAAAAUAUUCCAAGUCUAAAUGAUGUAAGUAUUGAUAUCAAAGUAGAAGAUAUUAUAAAUGACGAUACCCCAAAUGAUACCUCGAAUGAUAUCUCAAAUAAUAUCUCAAAUAAUAUCUCAAAUAAUAUCUCAAAUAAUAUCUCAAAUGAUGAUAUUCCAGAUAAUUUCAAUAAAGAUAUCGAUAAGAAAGAUGAUAAUAACAAUAUAAAUGAAGAAGAGUUGUUGUUAGAACUCAGCACAAAAAGAAAUGAACGCUAUUUGAACGAGCUAAAAUCCCAUCAACGAGAGAAAAUUAAAUACGCAUUGUUAAAUGAUAUUUUGUUGAAGGAAAAAGUGUCAAUGUUAAAAGAAAAUGAGAAAUGGUUUGAAAGAUAUAAUAAGAUACUAAGGUUUUUGAAUAAUGACUUGAUCAAGUUCAAUAAAGAAAUCAAUUACAUAAACAGCGAAUUGUCAAGCGAGGAUCAAAGAAAAAAAGAAAUGGAAGAGGAAGUCAAUAAUGACAACGGUAAUGAAGACGAGGAUCUCAACCAGGAAGACGAAGACGAAGCUGAAGAUGACAGAGAUAUGGAGGGGGAAGAAGACGAGGAUGUCACUAUGGAGGCUCUUGAUGUUGAUGCUGAACAGAGCAGUGACAACCUAAGCUCAGCUGGCGAGAGUGGGAACACCCAGCCCGAUACCCAGGAGAACGACAGACACAAGCAUGUAGUUCAGACAGACACAGCAAUUGAAGACUGAGCCCAAAGGUAGAAUCUCAAAACACUGCCUACAAAAACACAUCAAAAACUGUCGAAAAUUACCAAAAACCCAUCGAAAAUGAAUGGGCAUUAUAUCGUCUUCUCCAAAAAAGGAAACUUCCUCAUUUGGACAAUUAAACUGCUCACGUGCAUUCCAUUUUGAGCAUUCCCCUUUCAGGUAUCUUGCACAAACGCA
Molecule: messenger RNA, 1913 nt
Organism: Ascoidea rubescens DSM 1968
Lineage: Eukaryota; Fungi; Ascomycota; Saccharomycetes; Ascoideales; Ascoideaceae
Exons: 1
Coding region: 42-1718 (558 amino acids)
Source: RefSeq, a predicted model, not a curated record